Molecule: messenger RNA, 2862 nt
Organism: Orbilia oligospora ATCC 24927
Lineage: Eukaryota; Fungi; Ascomycota; Orbiliomycetes; Orbiliales; Orbiliaceae
Exons: 5
Coding region: 1-2862 (953 amino acids)
Biological process (GO): maturation of SSU-rRNA
Cellular component (GO): preribosome, small subunit precursor; cytosol
Molecular function (GO): ATP binding; protein serine/threonine kinase activity
Source: RefSeq, a predicted model, not a curated record
AUGGAGGACCAAACUAAAGCAACGGCAACAGAGCCUCAAGAGCUCAGAAAUGACACUGGAGGCGUUGGAGUUGAAGCCGCAGAGGGGGAACCGAUUCAAAAUACGGAGGAACAAUACGAAGCAGAAAUCGAAGAGGAGGAUGAAGAUGAGGAGGACCUCCUUGAUGACACCUGGACGCUAACCGAUCUCACAUCGACAUCUGGCGACCUCACAAAGCAGUACGCCCGUCAAAAGAAGUUACUACAGGCCGAAAGGAAUCCAAACAUGCACAAGUCACAAGUUCCCAGAAUAAAUCCACAGGGCCAGACGGGAAAGCAAAAGCCGAAAGGAAAUAUGGAGGCCAGAAUUGAUGAUCAGAUUGCAAGUUUAUCAAAAUUUGCACAUCGUAUAAAGCUCGACGAUGCUGCAGCUGGUAUGAUAGGGAAAGGUCCAAGAAACACUGACAAAGCGGAUCGAGCCACAACCGAGUUAGUGUUGGAUCCAAGGACCCGCAUGAUCUUGCUAAAGGCCAUAAAUAAAGGCAUCCUAGAAUCUGUGAACGGAUGUUUGUCAACUGGCAAGGAAGCAAACGUCUAUCACGCUGUCUCUGGUGAACUGGAAAACCCAGGGCGUCAAAUUGCAAUAAAGAUCUACAAGACCUCAAUUCUUGUCUUCAAAGAUCGUGAUAGAUAUGUCAGCGGCGAAUACCGUUUCCGCCAUGGCUACCAAAAAUCCAACAAUCGACAACUAGUAAAAUUAUGGGCAGAAAAGGAAAUGCGAAAUUUAAAGAGGAUAUAUACCGCUGGAAUACCAUCUCCGGAACCAUUGAACUUAAAGCUUCACGUUUUAUUCAUGGAAUUCUUAGGAAAUAGCGAAGGUUGGCCAUCGCCCAGGUUAAAGGACGCAAAUAUUCCACCAUUAGAAGGCGAAUCAGAUAACUCCGGUGCCUACCAAAAGUUAUAUAUUGAGCUUCUCCGCAUCAUGCGGAAGAUGUUCCACGUGUGCCACCUGGUCCAUGCAGAUUUGUCGGAGUACAACAUUUUGUACCACGAAGGGAAACUUUACAUUAUAGAUGUUUCCCAGUCUGUCGAGCACGACCAUCCUAGGUCUCUGGAAUUUUUGAGAAUGGAUAUCAAGAACAUAUCUGAUUACUUUGGCAAACAAGGUGUCCGCUGUCUCAGCGAACGAAAGCUAUACGAGUUUGUUACGGAAGUUGAUGCGUCGAAUGAAGAAGACAAGAUGACCGAAAGGAUUGAAGAAUUACUCAAAGAGGAACUCGAAAGUGGUGUUGGCGAUGAACAGCGCGGGGUUGAUAAUGAGGUUUUCAGACAGCAGUAUAUUCCGCAGACUCUCGAGCAAGUCUACGAUGUCGAGAGAGAUGCAGAAGUCGUUGAAAAGGGAGGGAAGGAUAAGCUGGUAUACAGGCAUCUUUUGGUUGAUGGCAAGCAAGGAAAAUCAAAUGAGCAAGACGAUGACGACGAGGACGACGAGGACGAAGAUCAGGAGGAAGAUCGGGAUGAAGACGAGGACUCAAGUGUCGACGAAUCCCAAUUCAACAAAACGCCUCGAGGCCGGAAACAUGAAGACAAGGAUGAGAAAAAGGCUCACAAGCAAAAAAUUAAGGAAGAAAAACGGGAAAAGCGAAAAGAAAAAAUGCCCAAACACCUCAAGAAAAAAGCGGUCCAAAAUUCAAGCAAAAAGAAUGAAGCAAUAUCUAUCUGCAAUCGUUAUCGUACAUUUUUAAACUGCGAAGGCGAAUUCGACACCGUUUACCCGCUUUGCGCUUGCUAUACAUCUGGAACGUUCGCAGGAUCGUACGUGGACGGACUUGCACGAACAUGCUCCCAAUAUCUUUUCUCAAUCAGCGGAUCCGAUGUCGCCGCUCCAUUCGCUAGUUUCACCAGUUUCUGUGCAUCCGCCGGCGAUGUGGCUGCAUUGUUAACCUCAACUAUCAGAUCUUGUGAAUCAAUAAACUCGCGAGACCGCGCUUGUGCAAGCGAAUCCUCGAAUUUAGCGUUAUACGGCACUCUCAGUGCCCGCGCCGCCUGCGCAUGCUAUUCUGGCGACGUGUUUUCCAGCUCUACCAAUGACAGACGGGCUUCCAUUUGCUACGAAAAGGCCAGCAUCGCAGGCAACUCCUUUGCAAAUGUCAUCAGAGAGUACACGUCAUUAUGCACAAGUCUUGGUGAUGUUAGAGCUUCGGCUGAGGACCUUACGGUGAACUGCGGAAAUUUUGAAACAGUAUUUUCAAGUUGUUCGUCUAAUACCGCCGGGUUUGGGGAUUUACCAGCAUCGGAGCAAGCUAGUUGCCUUUGUUAUUCCGGAACGGAUUGGAUUGCGGCGGAGGCGGAUAAUGCGGUGGGAACUUGUUUGCAGUAUGCGUCGAGGAAUUUCCAGCAUAGGGUUUCGUUGUAUUCGCCGUAUAGGGGGCUAUGUAGUUCCGCAGGGGAUGUCAGAGCUGAGGCUCAGACUACCGGUGGCAGUGAUAGGCCUACGACUAGACCUUCGCCCGCACCGACAGGAUCCUCUGGUGGCCCAACAUCCACAGGAGCCGGCCCUCUAGAAAGUAACUCCGACAACCCUCAAAAAAAUAAUAGUGGUAGCAGCGGUCUCUCAGGCGGUGCUCUCGCAGGUGCAAUCGUCGGCGCAAUAGGCGGUACUGCCCUGCUUGCUGCCCUCGGGUUCUUUAUCUUCUGGAGAAGCAGAAGAUCGGGUGGCAAGCCUGUUCCACCACCAGCAGGAUAUGGUGGAAUGGACGGGGACGGCGCAAUUGGUGGCAUAGAACAGGAAGUCGGUGGGAUUGCGGAUAAGAACGAGUAUCAGAGUGUACCCAUUCCACCACCGCCAAUGGCUUGGACCCAGCAGGCCCAGCCAAUGAGAUAA